Trichoderma atroviride IMI 206040 is the source of this 360-nucleotide messenger RNA. RefSeq lists its product as uncharacterized. Lineage: Eukaryota; Fungi; Ascomycota; Sordariomycetes; Hypocreales; Hypocreaceae. The record is from RefSeq and is a predicted model, not a curated record. Gene Ontology annotation, biological process: regulation of transcription by RNA polymerase II. Gene Ontology annotation, molecular function: DNA-binding transcription factor activity, RNA polymerase II-specific; RNA polymerase II transcription regulatory region sequence-specific DNA binding. Gene Ontology annotation, cellular component: nucleus.
AUGUCUUCCUCCCGCCGCCAGCGCGUCAUUCAUGGACCUCUCCAUGAUUGCGAUACCUGCGGCGCACAGUUUUUGUUCCACGAGCAGCUCAUCCUGCACAUGACAGACGAGGGCCACUGGCCCACCUGCGAGUUCUGCGGCGAUCGAUUCCGGCGAGUCAACGCCCUCGAAAUCCACGUCGAGGCCAAGCACCACUUCUGGUGCAAAGUCUGUCGCAAGACUUUUGCGACGCAGCGUGGUCUGAUCGACCACAUGGAGGCCAAGGGGCACCGAGGCCCCAUCCACAAGUGCCGGAAUUGCAAUGCAAUGUUUGGGACUGUUGCUGGUCGAGACGCCCACCAGACGGAGAAAGGGCACUGA